This is a messenger RNA of Penicillium cinerascens, 1653 nucleotides long. RefSeq names its product putative MFS multidrug transporter. Gene Ontology annotation, biological process: basic amino acid transport; transmembrane transport. Bases 1 to 1653 code for a protein of 550 amino acids. Gene Ontology annotation, molecular function: basic amino acid transmembrane transporter activity. The record is from RefSeq and is a predicted model, not a curated record. The transcript is spliced from 5 exons. Gene Ontology annotation, cellular component: fungal-type vacuole membrane. NCBI's taxonomy places the organism in Eukaryota, Fungi, Ascomycota, Eurotiomycetes, Eurotiales, Aspergillaceae.
AUGGUGCCAGAGCGGACUCACGACGAGUUCUCCCCGUUGCUGGGGGGCAGCAACGGCAUCGCGUCCACCGGGGCCAUUCCCAGUCGCGAUGAGGAGCAGCCGCGGGACUCUGUGCAGUCUACGGAGGAUCAGGCCAAGGAGCCAUUUCCAGAUGCACGGAAGCAGCUCAAGUAUAUUGUGCCAGCCAUCUCAAUAGGAAUCUUCCUAUCGGCGGCAGACCAGACGAUUAUUAUGGCCAGUUAUGGCCAGAUUGGGAGUGACCUGAAGGCGCUCAAUCUGACCAGUUGGAUUGCGACAUCUUACUUCUUGACCCUCACCUCGUUCCAGCCGCUAUAUGGAAAGCUGAGUGAUAUAUUUGGUCGCAAGGCGUGUCUGCUCUUUGCCUAUGCCAUUUUUGGAAUUGGUUGUCUGUUUUGCGGACUUGCACGAAACAUAAAUGAGCUCAUUGCGGCACGUGUCUUCCAGGGCAUUGGUGGCGGUGGUAUGACCACAGUUGUCAGUAUUCUGAUGAGUGACAUUGUUCCUCUGCGUGAUCGAGGCGUUUGGCAGGGAAUUAUUAACAUCAUCUACGCGACUGGGUCGGGUACUGGUGCACCUCUAGGAGGAAUCCUGUCCGAUUACAUCGGCUGGCGCUGGGCGUUCCUGGCGCAGUUCCCACUGUGCAUUCUCGCAUUCAUCGCCGUUGCCGUGAUGCUCAAGCUUCCGGCCCGCGAAACCGCUCACUGGAGGACCAAACUCCGUCGCGUCGACUUCCUCGGGGCUAUAGUUCUUGUCGGUGCCGUUCUGGGCUUCUUGUUGGGUUUGGACCGUGGCAGCAAUGUGUCAUGGAAGCUGCCCUUGACGAUCGCCUCUCUGAGUGUCUCGAUCGUCUUGUUCGUCGUCUUCGUCCUGGUUGAGGUCUACUUGGCGGCAGAGCCGUUUGCGCCUGGCCAUAUUAUUUUUGACCGCACAUUUUUCUCCUUGUAUUGCUGCAACUUUUUCAGCUUCGGUGGUUGGCUCGCGGCGCUCUUCUACAUUCCGCUGUAUUUCCAGGCAGUCGAUGGAGUGUCUGCCACUAUCGCUGGUCUGCGGCUCUUGCCAAGCAUUCUGGCAGGUGUUACCGGCUCACUUUUUGCCGGAGUCGUGAUGAAAUGGACUGGAAAAUACUACUGGCUGACCAUUGCGGCGUAUACGUCCCUGACAGUCGGGUGUUUCGUCAUUUAUCUUGUCUCGGGAGGCGCAGUGGCCAGCACAGUCCCAAUGAUCAUUGGUAUGACAGUGUCUUCAUUUGGAAAUGGAAUCGGUGUUACCACGACCCUGAUCGGCCUGAUUUCCAACGCUUCUUUCGAAGACCAGGCUGUUGUGACCGCAUGCUCGUAUCUCUUCCGUUCGUUGGGUUCAGUUAUCGGACUAUCUCUGUCGGCGAGCGUUGUCCAGCAACUCCUGCGGGAGCGACUCCGAUCCGAGCUGCAAGACAGCAAGGACAUCGAGCAGAUUGUCAACGGUGUUCGAGAAAGCCUCGACUACAUCAGGGGGCUGGACCCGGAUGUUGCUCAAAUCGUGCGCAACUGCUACGGUUGGUCGACCAACAAGGGCUUUGGCUUCAUGGUUGUCGUGGUAUUUUUUGCAUUGUUCAGUGCCUUUUUUAUGCGCGAAAGCAAGCUCCACCGCUAG